AAUGGAAGCAGUUCAGCUUUUUCAAACGCGCCGCGAGACCUCGCCGGUGCGUUCUGUUUCGUGUGUCCAUUCCAUUUCAUCGAAAAAGGCGUCCUCUGACGCCGCUGCUGCAUGGCCAGUGACGUCACCCUCUAAACACCGAGCGCAGGUAGCUCGCGUGUAAACAAUAACAGACGCGAGGAGAGCGUGGAGGACCAAACAAAUGCCACAUCUCACUGCACUGGCCAAAAGCGGAGUCUGUCGCAGCACAUUUUACAGGAAUGGCAUGUCUUAUGGCAGCCUUUUCAGUCAACAAUACUACAGUGACCAACUCCAUCAUAAUGAACACAAAUGGACCUCCUGACCUCAUGCUAGACCCUAGAACCGUGUGCGUGUCCAUUGAUGAACUGAUGUCCAGUCACGUCGGCAGUCAGCAGACGCCGCUGUUACACGGACACCUGAAGAAAGUAGAGAACAAUCUGACCGAAGCCCAGCGCUUUUCAUAUCUCCCCCGCAGACCCGCAGUCAACAUUCAAUUCAAAGAUCUCUCGUACUCAGUUCCUGAAGGACCAUGGUGGAGAAAAAAAGGUUACAAGACCCUUCUGAAAGGGAUCUCUGGGAACUUCACCAGCGGUGCUUUGGUGGCCGUCAUGGGACCCUCUGGGGCCGGGAAGUCUACCUUAAUGAACAUUCUAGCAGGUUAUAGGGAAACAGGCAUGAAGGGGGAGAUACUGAUAAACGGGCAGCCCAGAGAUCUGCGAUCUUUCAGGAAAGUGUCCUGCUACAUCAUGCAGGAUGACAUGUUACUGCCACACCUCACCGUACAGGAAGCCAUGAUGGUAUCAGCUAAUCUCAAACUCCAGGAAAAGGAUGAAGGCAGACGUGAAAUGGUUCGGGAAAUCCUGACCGCUCUCGGUUUGUUAGAAUGUGCCAAAACACGCACAUCCAACCUGUCUGGGGGCCAGAGGAAGCGUUUGGCCAUCGCCUUGGAGCUUGUCAAUAACCCACCCGUCAUGUUUUUUGAUGAGCCCACAAGUGGGCUGGACAGCUCCUCCUGCUUCCAGGUGGUCUCUCUGAUGAAGGCUCUUGCUCAGGGUGGUCGAACAGUCAUAUGCACAAUUCACCAGCCCAGCGCUAAAGUGUUUGAACUCUUCGAUAAGCUGUAUGUCCUCAGUCAAGGCCAGUGUAUUUACCGAGGAAGAGUUUCAAGCUUAAUCCCGUAUCUCAGAGAACUGGGACUCAACUGUCCCACCUAUCACAACCCCGCAGACUUCAUAAUGGAGGUGGCCUCUGGUGAAUACGGUGACCAGACAGCUUGGCUGGUGAAGGCCGUUCAGGAGUGCAAGUGUGAGAAAGACUACAAAAGUGAAACGAAUGGUAACGGGGUCCAAAAUCCCUUUCUGUGGCACAGACCAUCCGACGAGGACUCCUCAUCAUCAGAGGGUUGCCAUAGUUUUUCUGCCAGCUGCCUGACGCAGUUUUGCGUCCUUUUCAAAAGAACUUUUCUUAGCAUCCUGAGAGAUUCGGUGUUGACUCACUUGCGCAUCAUGUCUCAUCUUGGGAUUGGAAUUCUGAUCGGUCUUUUAUACUUGGGCAUUGGCAACGAGGCCAAGAAAGUCCUUAGCAAUUCCGGGUUCCUGUUCUUUACAAUGUUGUUCCUCAUGUUUGCAGCUUUGAUGCCCACCGUCCUCACCUUUCCUCUUGAGAUGGGCGUCUUUUUGAGAGAACAUCUAAAUUACUGGUACAGCCUGAAGGCAUACUACUUGGCCAAAACAAUGGCGGACAUCCCAUUUCAGAUUGUGUUCCCAGUGGCCUACUGCAGUAUAGUGUACUGGAUGACAUCUCAACCUUCAGAUGCAGUCCGUUUCAUACUUUUCCUGGCUUUAGGGACACUCACGUCACUGGUUGCACAGUCAUUGGGACUGCUGAUAGGAGCGGCAUCCACAUCAUUACAAGUAGCAACCUUUGUCGGCCCUGUGACAGCAAUCCCUGUGCUGCUGUUUUCAGGCUUCUUUGUCAGUUUUGACACUAUUCCUAAAUACCUCCAAUGGAUAUCAUACAUUUCCUAUGUCAGAUAUGGUUUUGAAGGAGUCAUUCUGUCCAUCUAUGGGCUUGACCGUGAGGACCUGCACUGCGACAAAGAUGAGACAUGCCACUUCCAGAAGUCAGAAGCCAUUUUGAAGGAGCUGGAUGUUGAAGAUGCAAAACUCUACAUGGACUUCAUUGUGUUGGGCAUCUUCUUUGUAUCGCUUCGUCUGAUCGCUUACUUCGUACUGCGAUACAAGAUCAGUGCUGAGAGGUAGACUUGUGGAAGACAUGCUGCAGAGAGUACUGUUGAGAAUUUCCUGCCCAGGGAGAGCUAGGCUGAGAAAGGCAAAGCAGAGAGAGUUUGUUCCCUCCAAACUCACCAUCGCCAUGUUUUCCCACACUAGACAGAAACCUGGGCUCAACUUGAAGUCACAGUAUGUAGAUGCUCAACUUUUGUGUGCUUUAAUAAGAAAUCAAAGAGCUUAGAACACAACAGCUUUGUGGCUCAACCAAAUGUCUGUACGGAUCGAAAGAGAAACAUGGCCACGCUGAAGAAAACUUGUAGAAGCUUGAUGAAAGUCUUUCACAGGAGCGGUUCUGAUUUUGACUGAAAAAUUCAAAUGCUGUAUUGCAUGAUCACACUGGAGAACUGGAAUCUGGCCCUUGUAAAAAAGAAGUGUGCUUAACCACACACACACACACACACACACACACACACACACACACACACACGUAACAUGAAAGUAUGAAUCAAAACCACAUUAAAGCAUAUUUUGUUUUACCAUAAAUGCUUGUCAGUACAUUCAGCAUUAAACUUUAAUCAUAUUUCAUAGACAACAGAAAUAAUGACAUAUAAUGGCGUACUUAAGUCAGACUUAAGUGGGUCAAAAAAAGCACUCUAAAUUUUGGCUAAUUACAUUUAAUAUAAAUGUACACAAAUACCUUUUCAUUUAACUGCAGUUAAUAUGUGAUUAAGUGUAUAAAAACAAACAAACAAACAAACAAAAAAAUAAAACAUUGCAAUUGGUUUACAAGUAUAUCCCUUUAAAUAUAUAUUAUUUCCUCAAGUACUAUUUUUAAAAGUAUGCUAAAGUAUGCUUCUUUUACACAAGGGUGCCCAGGUUGAACACAUAGAUGUAGAUUGUUUUUUGUUCCUAUUUAUGAUCUGAUGUAAAGGACGAUAAUUAAUUGCUGGUCUACGUGUCAUUCCUUCUACACAACUAAGAAGCUCCCAUUCUGUUAGUAAUGGCUGCUGCUCUUGUAGUGGAAUUAUAACUUGAAAAACUUGUGUGUCGGGUGUAACUGGUUCACAAGCCCAUCAGAGGAACAAAUGAAACUGUAGCAUGCACAUAAUAUGAUCAUUAAUAUAACAAUCAGAAGGAGAACUAAAAGCCCAAGAUGACUGGGUCUCAUUAGAAUGGAAAAGGUAAAAUAUAUCAAAUCCUAAUAGUGUAUAAUUUCUGUGCCAGUAGUGUCACCAUACAUGACUGCAAUGCCUUUAUCCUGAAUUAUAGAUUUUAAGGUCAUUUAAGUAAUCAAAGAGGAUCUCAAACUUCUCCAUGUGGCAUUUAUCAAUUAAACAUGUUUUAUUCACAUUUAAAGGUCAUUGAUUUAUGCUUUAUUCUUUGUUGACAUCUAUGCACAGAUUUUAAGCUUUCUGGUUACAGGACAAUAAAAGAAAAUGAAAAUUGCAAAAGUCAAUGCAAAAGGGAAAAUGUGACAAAAAUGAAGAAAAAUGUUAUUUAUUAUCUGUGUUAUUUGUAUUAAUGUCCAUAUUGCAUAUGUUUGGUGACCUCUGAGCUGUAGGUUCCCAGAGUUUUAUUCACUAAACAUUGCAGGCACAAUGUGAAUGCUGAGCUUUAACUCAAGUGUUAUGACCAUUAUAAUCAUACCAAACUUUUGCUGUGGACCUUGAUGUGGAAAUUAUGCAAUCUGUAUUUUGAAGCAUCUAUGAUUUAUGUAUUACCUCUGUUCUGUUGGCAUUUCUACUUAGAAUGUAUUGCAUUUUUUUUUUAAAUAUGUUAAUAUAUUAAUUUUCUUAUUUAGUUUGCGAUCUUGAAUCAUUGUAGAAUAAAAAUGAAAGUGGUUGCUGUAGACAUUCAAAAGCCCUGUUUUAAAAGUUAUUUCUGAAAUGGUCUAUUAAAUUACAAUAUUACAAUGUUUCUGUUAUACAAAUAGUUACAUAUUAGAUAUAAUAAUAAAGAUUUAUUGUUUUCAA
This is a messenger RNA of Cyprinus carpio (common carp), 4225 nucleotides long. RefSeq names its product ATP binding cassette subfamily G member 1. The record is from RefSeq and is a predicted model, not a curated record. Gene Ontology annotation, cellular component: plasma membrane. NCBI's taxonomy places the organism in Eukaryota, Metazoa, Chordata, Actinopteri, Cypriniformes, Cyprinidae. Gene Ontology annotation, molecular function: ABC-type sterol transporter activity; ATP binding; ATP hydrolysis activity. Gene Ontology annotation, biological process: cholesterol homeostasis.